AUGUCAGUGGUUCCAAUUCCACUCCCAUGUUCCACCGCCCACCGUAUUCGCAUAGCAUCCAUCAUCUCUCCUCUCAAGCGUGUUCGUCCAAGAAUUCCAUUCUAUAAACUCUCUGCUCACCGUGUUCCGACACUCUGGUCGCUAUACCGGGGUUUGCUCAGACAUGCACCAGGAGAAAACAUCCGGUUUCGCGUGCGCCUGAUGUUCAGGAAGAACCAGCACGUUGUGAAGGCACAUUCUGCGAAAGAGCGACUCGUGAUGGGAUACAAGUGGUUAGAAACCUUCAAGCGCGCGGAGCAAGGUGAUAUCAAACUUCAGAGCGUUCUCAGCAGGUAUGAUAGAAUGAUUGCCACCAAGCGCGAGAAGACCGCUUGGAAAAGGCGCAUACGAGAAGCAUUCAACUGGGAAGCCAAGCUCCGCAAUCGUCCUAUUUUCAAAGGCUCUUUCAUCCGUCCCUCGUUUGACAACAAGCUUCUUCCUCGUCUAAUACCCCAGCCUGCCCACAUAACUGGAAUGAUUGUGCGUCGGCGUAUCGCACGCGACCGUCGAUGGCAGCAACGAGAAACAUUGAAGAGCUGGGCACAUGACUUACGGUACGAGAGUCUCUUUGAGUACGCGCUGCUCAAGAGUGCACGAGGCGAGACUGUGAGAGUGGCUCGGCAGAUGAGGGGCAGGAUGUUGUCGGAUCAUGCCAACCGAUGUGCGGGAGAGGUUGAACGACUGCUUCAUGAGGAGCACAUGUCGUGGACCCCAGUUUACACGGGAGGGGCAAAAUAUAAUUGGGAUGAACCCUUCGUCAAGCGCCUGGCUGAACUGUAUGAAUGCACGAAGCGUGACAUAUCACGGCUUCGUGCUGCACCGCCCGCUGGACUCAUAUUGCAAAGCAAACAAGCACGCCGAGAAAAGGUGGCAAACAAAACAAUUCAGAGACAGCGCGAACGUUCUGGUGAAGUUACUGCUUACACCAUUAAACGCCGGCGGGGCGCACCUCCUGCACAUAUCCGAGAGCUCAUGACCCCAAAGCAACUUCUAGUGGACAGGGCGAUAAGGGAAGUAAGUGAGGGUGGGUGGUCGGGCACAGUUAAGGCACACAUGGGCGUGCAUAUGCACACGCCCGAAAAAUGGAAGGCCGAGGGCGGGUGGGAAGAUGAAGAAAUGAAAAAACGUCUGGAUGAUAUGGAGAGGGAGAUUCGAGCGGAGAAUGAGAGACGAAGAAAAAACAGCAAGUUGGAAGCUGUCCCUCUUUCUGAGUAG
Suillus clintonianus is the source of this 1254-nucleotide messenger RNA. RefSeq lists its product as uncharacterized. The coding region runs from base 1 to 1254 and encodes 417 amino acids. The transcript has 5 exons. Lineage: Eukaryota; Fungi; Basidiomycota; Agaricomycetes; Boletales; Suillaceae. The record is from RefSeq and is a predicted model, not a curated record.